CAGUGGGAGCUCGCAAUGAUUAAUUAAUUGCACAUAGUAUAAGCAUUUAAAUCAUAUCAAACUCUAUGCAUGACUGCAUAUAAGGGUAUAGUGGUCUCCAUUUCAACCACGCAAGUGCUGGUCUUAGUCAAUAAUUGCAUUUUUUCAAUGCUAACGAGAGCGACAUUCUAACGAAUGUUUAGUUUUUCGCGCGCUUCUUCACCAAUCGGACGUGUUUAAAAUUUUGCGCUUGAUUGCAAAAGUUCAUACACGCUAUCAACUUGUGAGAUUAAUUUGCUUGAUUAGCGCUAAGUGCAUGAACAGCAACUAUGAUGCAGAGCGUUGUAAGAGGCGCCCCAAAUGCCUCUACUAAAGAGGAUAGCCAGGAAGAAGGAGCACUAACGGCUGAAGCCUAUUUGGAGCGCCUGCUGAACGAGGGCAGCCAGGAGGGCGACAGCGGGUCGGACUUGGAGCUGCCGCCAUGGUACGAUGAGCAGCUUUUUAAACGCGGCCAAGGCUAUUUGCAAAAAUAUCGGAUGGUCAUGUUCUCGGGCAUGCUGGCCGGUCUGAUCGCCGUACUCGCCAUACCCUCCAUACUGCGUGUUUUGCAAUUCACGCGCCAAUCAUCGAAUGCUUUCAUGGCCUAUCGACGCUAUAUACGCACGAUAUUCCAUACACAAGCCUGGUAUUCCUAUCCCGUCGGCAGCGACAAGUCAAGCAAGUUUUGGACCAGCAUCGCCGCAGUACGUAACGCCCAUUCGCGCUCUAGCAAGGCCAGCGCACGCUGUGGUGCCGGCCAAAUCACGCAAAAGGACUUGGCACUCACGCAAUUCGGAUUCAUUGGCUUCAUAACAGUCGGGGCACAUCGCAUACAAUUGUACGAUGAGGAUUUCCUGGAGGCCACCACGCACAUGUGGCGCGUCCUGGGCUAUCUGUUGGGCAUCAAGGAUGAGUACAAUGUGUGCGGUCGCAACUGGGCCGAGUCCAAGGAGCGCUUGGAAAUUGUAAUGGAUCGAGUUUUUGCUCCGGCGCUGGAACAAACUAAUUCGGAAUUCGAUGAAAUGACGAAGGCGCUCAUUGACGGCCUUUGGCAUGUCAACAUGAUGUUAUCCUUCAAGGCGCAGGUGUUCUUCACAAAACGACUGGCCUACUGCCGUGGCUACGAAUACUACAGCUUCGAUUAUCGAGCUGGCGAGCAGCGCGAUCCACAACAGAUGCUAUAUUACUACGAUAUGAAAUUGUGGGAUCGCUUUAUAGUUAGUUAUGGUUUAUUCCUUGUCACCUAUUUGCAUAAAUAUGCCAUUGUGCGCUGGUAUCUGAACUUGCGCGUCUGGUUAAUGGAUCUAUUCAUCUACUAUUUCCCAUAUGCGGCCAUUUGGCGUUGGGGCUGGAAGUCUGCCUAUGUUCGCAUCUUUAGCAAAGAAGGCCAGGCUCAAGAGUUUCAUUUGCACUUCAAGGAGGAGUAAAAGAAAAAGAAGAAUAAAAGCUUCUCUGCUAAUUAGCAGUCAGUCUAUCAGUCAUUUAAAAAUUAUAUUGUAUUUAAAAUGCGUUAUUUAUGAAUAAAAAUUUAAAAAACCUAA
Scaptodrosophila lebanonensis is the source of this 1559-nucleotide messenger RNA. RefSeq lists its product as uncharacterized. The transcript is spliced from 3 exons. Lineage: Eukaryota; Metazoa; Arthropoda; Insecta; Diptera; Drosophilidae. The coding region runs from base 309 to 1445 and encodes 378 amino acids. The record is from RefSeq and is a predicted model, not a curated record. Gene Ontology annotation, molecular function: oxidoreductase activity.